Molecule: messenger RNA, 6528 nt
Organism: Oreochromis aureus
Lineage: Eukaryota; Metazoa; Chordata; Actinopteri; Cichliformes; Cichlidae
Gene: rnf152
Product: ring finger protein 152
Exons: 5
Coding region: 709-1341 (210 amino acids)
Biological process (GO): positive regulation of autophagy; negative regulation of TORC1 signaling; protein polyubiquitination
Cellular component (GO): lysosome
Molecular function (GO): ubiquitin protein ligase activity
Source: RefSeq, a predicted model, not a curated record
AGCAGGACUCGCAUCACAUCGCAGCGCAGCCUGUUUUACUCCGAUACCUGCAGCCUGUGAUGUAUUUAUUUAUACACAUUAUUUUGUCUUCCCCCUGACAGUGAGAGGGCGUAUCCGCUUUGAGAGGGAGGCUGAGCGAGUACAGCGUGAGUGCAAAGAGUGGGAGGGCUGGUUGGAAACACGGGAUGAAAACAGUGGAGAGCCACGCCGCCCACUAAACAAGCCGAAGCGCGUACCAACAAUUUCGCAACCAUCUCUUCUUCUUCUGCUGCUGCUGCUGGUGCCCUGCUUAAAUGUACAGAGGAGCGGUGGAGAGCAGACAUCCGCUGUCAUACAUCAGGCAGACAGAGGAACUAACAAAAGGACAAAACCCCAAAAGGCAUACAGCUUGAUGGUGCAAAGAGAGGAGGAAGAGAAGAUCAGUGAUAACGGAAAGUUUAGAAGAAGGGCACAUAAAAGAAAAAAUAAACACAGGAGUCUGACGACGCUGCGAUCCUUUUGGACCUGAUUUAUUUAUGCUUUGGGCACCACGACUGAUCGGAAUAACUUGGAAUCUGCUUCUGUCUGGAUGAAGGGCCAUGUUGCCCCCAAAGGGCCGUAACAUCGCUGUGAAGUCGUGAACGGAACCAGCUCUGCUUUCCCUCCUGCGUUUCUUCUAGAGCCAAUUAAAUUGUGAUUGCCCUCUUGUGAAAAUACUUUUUCCUGGAAAUGGAGACUCUUUCCCAGGAUUCGAUGCUUGAGUGUCAGAUCUGCUUUAACUACUACAGCCCCCGACGGCGACCCAAACUCCUGGAUUGCCGACACACUUGCUGUUCGGUGUGUUUGACCCAAAUGCGUAGCAGCCAGAAGGAGAUCCGCUGCCCAUGGUGUCGUGGCGUCACCAAGCUCCCACCGGGCCUGUCCGUGUCUCACCUCCCGGAUGACCCAGACAUCAUCACCGUCAUCGCCAUCCCUCACACCUCUGAGCACACGCCUGUCUUUAUUCGCCUCCCCAGCAAUGGCUGCUACAUGCUGCCCAUCGCUAAAGACCGGGCACUGGGCCUGCCAGGGGAGCUGGGAUGUCGCUUCUUACCCGGCAGCCAGCAGAAGGGGGUGACAGUGGUGACUGUGCCCGAGGAGCAGCCACUGGGUCUGGCUAUGGGUCUGGAGGGUGUAGGUUUGGAGGGAAGUGAGGGAGAGAGGAGGGUUACUGGUCCAGUGGGAGGAGCAGGAAAGGGCUCCACAUGGUCUGGAGUGUGCACAGUGAUCCUGGUGGCGUGUGUGCUGCUCUUCCUCCUGGGAAUCGUGCUGCACAACAUGUCCUGCAUCUCCAAACGCUUCACUGUUAUUUCCUGCGGCUGAGGGAGGCCGCUGCGGACCCCCCUCAGGAUUCCCUCCCACUAGCCUCUCCUCAGGGUGGGACUCUGUUAAGGAGAGGGAACUAAACUCACAUCGAGGGCAUUAAAGGAAACUACAGUGCAGUGUAGAGAGACAGUGAUGAUGAUAAAGAAGAAGAGGGCAGGAAGGAGAGCCACAAACUGGUCUAAUGUUGUGUUUUGUUUUGUUUUUUUUAAUCCUUGAAAUGGAAAUAUGCAUUUAAACCCCUCACUCUCCUCUCAUUGGACAGCACUCUGCUGGCGUUGAAACACCCACCCUUCUCCAUUCCUUCCAUUUUCCCUGAAAGAACGCUUUGGGAAUCCCUCCAGAUACGUUUCUGGCCGGCGGAUUUGUUUUUGGCUGGAAGCUGUGCUGACACUCACACUCGCUGUGGUUGGAUUGCGCGUUUAGUCUGUGGUUUGUAGAAGUGCAUCAUCAUAGAGUUGUUUAGAUGAAUGCCGGCUCCGAGUGCGAAGUCUCCAGCUGGUGCUGCAGUACAGGGAGUCCGGACUUGGCCGCUCACCAUUCCCUGAUGUUGCAGGAAUUAACUGUGCAGGAUUUUCUUCUGCCUGCUCCGGCCCAAAUAUUCUGGGGAGCUGAAAUCAAUUUUCUUUUUCUCUUUUUGUCAUAAACACAACCUGUGCAGAACAAACUGUUGCUGUGAUGAUAGUUCCACAUAGUUAGUAAAGGCUGCGUUGUCAAAAAUAUGGAUUGUAAUAUUCAUACAUACCAGCUGAAAUACAAACACAGGUAGUACAGAGUUGCGUUAUUAGGGCUUUAUGAAAUAAACAAUGUUAAAUGAAUUGAUUGUCAUUGGUUCCAGCGUCUCAUAUAUCAGGUUUUUCUGUCUUAUAUUACUGUACGAUAAAUAUUCUUGUACUUUGACCUGUUGUUUGCACACAAAAAACAAUCUAAAGCUGUCACUUAGGUGCGUCAGUUAACUCAUAAUUGACAGAGACUUGGCAUAAGCAAUUUAAUGAAGAAAUUAAGACCUUGAAUUGGAAUUCAUUUAAAUGAAAAUGAUGAGCAUUUGGAGGAAUAAUUUAGCUUCACUUCAGGCAAUUGGAUGAGAAGUUCAGCAUCACCUCCUUACCUGUCUUGUAGCUAUAGAGAAGGGAUAUCUUUGCCAGUUAAACACGUUGCACUGACUUGAGAGCAUCAGAACUUCUCUUUGAAGGGAGCUAGGCUAACGCUUUCCCCUUGUGUUUGUGUAACUAGCUAGCAAGUUAGCUUUCAAAAUAAAGCUCUAAAAAAUAAAACAUUUGAACAUCAAGUUGUGACAUUUACAAACAUGAAUAUAGAGCUUACCUGCGAGGGCAUAUUUGCUAACUUUAAAGUUAACUUAAGUUUAAUAGUUAAUGAAUAUUCAACACAUUUUCCCCUCUUUAUUAGCUGAUCGACUAGCUUUUUACAUAUCUACCUUGUUAAAAAAAAUCACAACUUGAUAUUUUCCCUUUUUUUUUUCUUUUUUUUUUCUUUUUUUUUUUCAAAUCCCAAAACAUGUUACUGUAAUCUGAGAACUUUGGAUAUAUUAAAAAAGAAAUCACAUAUUUGAACUUUGAAGCCAGCCUAGCUAGUUUCCCCAUUUGUCUAGCUAAGCUGAGCUCCAGCUGUGAAUGGACAGAUACAGUGAUGCUGAUCCAUCUCAUCAAAUUCUUUGCAAGGAAGCCAACAAGCUCAUAAAAAUUAUAAAAUUUGAUAGACGUUUUCAAAAUGGCAGCAUUUUUCUUUCUGUUUUAUUAUUUUCAGUUUUUAUGUUAUUGAUGUUUAUUCACAUAAUUGAAUUUGUUCAUUUGCUUUUUCACCUGACCCGCCUCAUACUGACUUGAUCCUCUAAAGCCAGAUCCUCCAGGCCUUCGCCAGCAGCCCACAUGCCAUCUUCCUCCACCUUCUCAUCUUCCCCUUAAUUCUGAAACUGCUUUGUAUAUGGGCUGAACUGUAAAACAAUGAGUUUAUGUAUGUGAGUAACAAGUCAGGAGUGGGAGGCCGCUGUAAGGUUACUGUUAAUGAGGGCUGUAUUGAUUUAUCUGCUUUUGAAUAUUUCACUGCAGAGGUGGAUGUUUCCGGAGUCAUUUUAUUCCCACUUUUGUAUGUUGAGGCAAGCAUUUUGUCUGCUUACUGUAAAUCAGUAGAUGUACAGUACACAUAAACAGGGUAAACGCUUUUGUACAGCAGUCUCAUCAUGUACAGAAUGAUUGUAAUUGUCAUUUUUGAUCAUUUCCUUUUUCUUUGACAUAUUUUAGCCUUUUUUGUGUGUUUGAGCUUAAAUAAACAUGAGUUAUUCAGGGCACUCAGAUUUGUUUCAACACACCAAUGAUAAAACAUGAGAAAAAUAAUGUUUAAUAUAAUACUCACGGUUUAUUUGAGACACCUAAACUAUAAAAUGACUUUUACCCUGAAAAACAAACUAGAAGAAAUAUUAUUUGAUUUAUACUCAAUAUUUAUUUGGUUGGAUUCAUAUCAACAUGAUUUUAUCGACUGCCGCCAAAGUAAGAAUUCCAAACUGUUCAAAGUAAAUAAAUUUGGAGAUUAAAUCUAAAGCGUGCUUCAGAUAUUUUGCCUUUCAGCUCUGCGACACUCUCCUGAAAAGGCGUUCAGGGUGCAGCGGGGGCAGCUGUUUGUUUUGCAGAUGCAGGGAUAGAUGGAGUUAAGUUCAGCCGAAAUGGUUUGUGUCGUGCUGGUUGCUACGAAACAGCGCUGAAGGCCCUUUUGAAGUUGCUCAAAGUUGAAAUAUUUUUAGCUCCUAGCACUCUGUGUUCUAUAUGCUCUAAAGAACUUUCUAAUUUCUCAACACUUGGGGUUGAAGUGGGGUUUUUGGGGGAUAGCUUCCUCCAAGAUAAAAGUUGGAUUUUAUUUGUUCCUGUUAGUUGGAGAUAAUGGCUCAUUAUUGCUUAAUAAACAUUAAUAAAUGUUAUUAAUUUCUUAAAAUGUCAUCAUUACCUUUAAAUCAUCAAAAAGAUCCUCUAAUGGACCUUGCAACCCAAAGCCAUUAUUACUAUUAACAUUUAAAUACGCCCAUAUCUCGAUGCCUAAUGUAGAAUUACAGCAUUUCUACUGGGAACUUGAGUCAAAAUGUCAGUUUAAAGCAUUACAAGUAUGUCAUGCACAGUUUUAUUACCAUAAUGUGGCAUGACUGCUACUUUUAAUCCACAAGAGCAGUGCUGAAGGGGGCAAGUGGAGGAUGUGCUCUUAAAGACCAGCUUAACCCAUAUGGGUUUAUUCAGCCAUGCUUCAUAAGGUCAAAUAUAUCUGCUAAUUUUUUUUUUUGUAUCUAUGUCUUAAAUAUCUGUGGAAUCUUUGGGCUUAAAAAAGAUGAAAACAAAAAAUAUCCAACUCAGUCAACCUGUUGUCAAGUACUACACACUUAGUACACACUUAGAACUGGAGUUAGUAUGUUUCUAGCUGAACGUUUUUGAAUACCAGUGUCCACCCUAAGCCCUGUAAUGACUGACCUCUCAGCGUUCACCUGUCUGAGGAGUCCUUGGUUACUCGCGAGGGCUCAAAAUGGUAUCAGUAGGAAUAUGACAGCUUCACAUGGGUUAUAGAAAACUAAGGGUAUUACUUUAAGUCAAGAACUUAAAGGACCAACUCUCUCACUGGAACAUCUUAUAGGCUUUUGUCUUAAAGUGGAGAAGGGGAAAACAUGGUUGCUUCUCCCAUACUUGCUUACCCUUGUUUUUCAGUAACCUUAUAGUUAACAUCAUUGCACUUUGAACUGUGGGUAAAUUUAAGCAAGACAUAUGUGCAUUCAUUCUGGUGCAGUUGGUGUAGGAACAAUAACCAGUCUUCACAAGACAAGCUAACAGAGGACUGUUACCAACUUUUAUGAUGAACUUUACAUCAAAGUGCACAAACUACCAUGUUGCUCUUUCAGUGAUAUUGUUCGGUUAACACUGUUGAUGCCUGGAAUGUGCGUAAUGCCCCUCAAUAUCCAUGAAUCUGUGAAAUGGACAUUUGAAUUGAGCUGUAGUUAUACAACGAGUUGGAUAGGGUUGUCAAAGGUCAUCAACCCAGCAGCAGGCCCAGUUUUGUGGAUGGGGGGCAUUUUUGGAGUCCCACAUAAUGACCUCCAGGAGGUUACUCAAGUGCAUGUUUCUAACUAAACAGUCUGAAACAGACUAUGGGGGUGGCAUGAGGACCUGACAUCUUUAGUGGGAGCUGUGCUCAGACCCUAGCACCGUUCACCUCAAUCGUCAUUCAGCUCAUUCACACUGAGCACAUGUGACAAACGUGAAAGAGUCUGGAGAUGCCGUGGUAUGUUAUUUCCUUAGGGUUGCUUUUUUAGCAAUUAAAGUUUAUUCUGAAAAACAAAAAACAGACCAACUUGAAUUGAUUGACAAAUUGAUUUAUAAACAAUCAAUCUGUAUACAUAUCAACCAUAGAUGAUGGCAAACAAAGACUUGUAGCAUCGUACAGAACCUGUAGUAGGCAUAUAAAUAAGACCUCAGAUCCAGUAGGGUCCAUCGAGUGUUUGGUGACCAUUAGCUUUUGAUCUGCUACAAACGCCAUAGCUCUAAAUGUGAUGCCUACAUGUAAUAGUUUCACUAUCCAGACUAAGAACAUUAGUUUUAGUCAUAAGCUAUUAUGAAUAAACUGGAAGAAUAUAAAUUUAAAACACCAAAUAAAACCAAUAUAAACUGUGAAAAUAUGCCCUUGAUGGUUUUCAGUGCAUUCGAGGUAUGGCCAAGAUCUAUGUUACAGUUUAGUGAGCAAUGGGCCGCCAUGAACAAGACCUCAAAAGCAGAAAAAACAGGUUAAUGAAAAACGAGCCCGUCUUUUUCUUUUGCCACCUUGGAGAAAGUCUUGUUCCUGCCAUUAUACAACCAUUUCAUCUCUUCAUUCUCCCUCCAUCGACUGAAAGAGAAACCAAAUCACAUCACUGAAUCUCCUUCUUAUUCUCAGUGUUAAUUGUUUUGUUUCUGUUCCAAUCAAAAUUUGCCCUGUACUUCCUGUUUUCUUUCUUUUUUAAAAAAAAACAAACAAAAAAACAAAGCAAAAACAGAAACUUAAGGACAGAAGUGUAGAGGGAGGCUUGUCAUUUCUGUGCCUGUGUGUUUGUACAAUGCCGUGAAGUUCCUGUUGUAGUUUCCUGUGUGUGUCAGCUCUGAUGAUGGCUGACAAAGCAAGCAGCAGCUGUUUUUAGUGAAAUAUUAAAGCAAACACUGAAUCUAA